ACCAUUAAUGAAAAAUCUGCCUAUAAUUAUAAAGUUUUCUAUCAGCAAUUAUCCAUCGAUUCGUUUUGUGAAGGCUGCUUUCGGGAGUGUUGUUACUGAUGCUGAUUGAACACAGAAACAUCUCGGUAAAUAGUUGUGUGAGAAUAUACGGCAGCAGGAACCUGUUCGACAUCCGGGGGUCGUUGGAAUUACUCGGAGAAGUUGGAAAUUAUUCCAUUUUUUUGUGUGUGCUAAGCUGCAGAGUGCGAAAAUACAAAAAUAUGUGCGUGAAACAAGUUCGUCACUGAAAAAAGGGAAUGUUGCCAAAGGGAGUGUUAUAUUUACUCCCCACCACGUAGCAAGAGCCUCUAAAAAUUUCUUUGAAAGGAAAUUAGUGCAGUUCUUUCAAGGGUGAAAAUAAAGGUGUUGAGUGCAAAGUGCAGGAAGCCAAAAUAUGCAGUUUUAAGUUUUUGGCAGAAAGUGCGUUCAUAAGGUAGUACUAAAUCAAAAAAGCAUGAAAAACGUAAAAUAUUGUGCAAUAUUUUGAGAAAGUACACAAAGAAAAUCGGUGUAGGUAAUUGUCCAUUCUGCCAAGCAGAGGAUUUGUGAUAAAGUGCACAGAGACGGUAGGAUAAAAUGGAUGAACGACUGCUAAACGAUCUGCUGGAGUGCUCCGUUUGUCUGGAACGAUUGGACACAUCCUCUAAGGUGCUGCCAUGCCAACAUACUUUCUGUCGGAAAUGCUUGGAGGAAAUUGUGGCCAGCCAUCAGGAGCUGAGAUGUCCGGAGUGUCGGGUGCUGGUGGAUAUAAAAAUCGAUGAACUUCCACCCAAUGUACUGCUGAUGCGUAUCCUGGAAGGCAUGAAAACAGCUGAGUUGAACAGUCAAAAUAUAAACAUAAACAAAGCAGCCCGAACCGGCGUUGGAGGUGGAGGUGGCUCAAACAUCUUCAGCCUGCAAGUCCAGCAACAACAGAAUCAUCCUAGCAUAGCAUAUCAGAACCAAGGCUCAUCACAGCACCAACAGCAGCAGUAUGUGAAAAAUAAUAAGACUGACCAGCUGCUGCAUCAGCAGUGCCACGGUCAGAACCAGACUCAGCAAGGUCAACAGCAGCAUGCAGCGAACCGUAUCAUUACGCCCGCGUCGGGCAACAACGCGCUAGAUUUGUCGAAAAUCCCACACGCGAAAGCAUUCUACGACUUCGCCUCCAAUGAGACCAGCGAUAUAAGUUUCAAGAAAGGCGAUAUCAUCAUACUGAAGAAGAAAAUCGACCAUAACUGGUGUGUAGGAGAAGUAAACGGAAAGGAAGGAGCCGUUCCGUUGAAUCAUUUGCAGGUGAUAGUACCGUUACCGUAUCCACAGUGCAAGGCACUGUACGAUUUCAGUAUGGGACCUAACGAGGAAGAAGGCUGUCUAACGUUUAAGAAAGGUGCUUUAAUCCAUGUACUUCGCCGAGUGGACCAAAACUGGGCAGAAGGCCGGAUUGGGGAUAAAAUUGGCAUUUUUCCGAUUUCUUUCGUUGAGAUGAACAUACUUGGAAAGCAGCUAAUGGAUGCAGCUAUGAAACACUUGCUAGCCAAUGCUUCUAACAAUCGUACUGUUCCACCGACUCCGUUCGACUUGAACGCUAGUGAUACUACAAGCUCUAGUGUAACUACCAGUCCAAAUUCUUCCGCAAGCACGACAAGCUCAAACUCGAGUACGGCUCCAAGCAGUCCAACGUCACAUUUCGUGACAUCUGCAGCAACCGCCACAGCAGUAACUACUACUACUAGUGGCCACUCAAAUCGGGAUCAUAAAGAGAAACGUCACUCGUUGACAACAUUUGCAGUCAGUUCUACUGGGGGGCCAGUUCUCGUAGGUGGAUCUCUUCAUCAUCCUGAUCGGCAUUCUGCAGAAAUUCUUAACGUUGCUGAAACUGAGAGAUCACAGCUGCAAUCCAGCAAUAAAACGUCUGCACCUUCCACGACUCCAUCAGAUCAAUCACAGAUGAAUCGACCGGAAAUACUCAAUUGUCAGAAGACAAAUGCAACUAAAACAAGUCAAGUAUAUCACCAGCAUCCGCAACUACCUGCCACAUAUGUCGCUCUCUAUCCGUACAAACCUCAGAAGCCAGAUGAGUUGGAGCUUAAAAAAGGAUCAAUCUACUAUGUAACGGAACGUUGUAAAGAUGGUUGGUUUAAAGGAGCAAAUCGACAACAAAAGACUGGCGUCUUCCCUGGUAACUACGUAACUGUUUACAAGGGUCGUGAAGCUGGUCAAUCUACCCGUAAUCCACAUCCCCAGGGACCAUCUACUAGUGCCCAAAAUCCGUCCAGUAACCUAGCACAAAUCACAUUACCUGCCUUACCACCUAGAGAUAGCACUACAAAUUCAGCUGGCAUCGUUUGGACAAAACAACAGACUCAAUCCGGCAAUUACAUAGAUUCCUUAUUUGGAAGAAAAUCCGGAGGUACUCCCACAGAUAAAAAUUCUCCAGUGAGUUCUGCUCCAGCCGGAGGAGAAAAUACCCAAGCAGCAUGUCCCACUUCAAAAGAAAAGAAAGAUUCAUCGGCAGUAAGUUUAAUGAAAAGACUCACCAAUAUUAAGCGGUCGAAAUCACCUACAAAUUCGAGUGGCGGCAAUACGAAUCCUGCUUACUCGAUGGACAAUCCUACGUUUGAUGAUAGCACGGUGGCAGCUGCUUCAACAAUCGUCAAACCAAAUCUUCAGCAGAUAAUCAAUCCAGUGCACGUCAGAUCUGGAUCUUGCCCAAGCCAGCUCUUGCAAACGUUUCCGGUGGAUCAGAUGAUCGCCCACGGUCGGGAAAAUGUUCCUUACAUGUACGGUUCCCAAAGGGUGAAGCCCCACAAAGAACGUCCGUCGAUGCACGGGUUAAAAAAUGACAACACUACUAAAGACUCGGCCAAACAUUUUGCUAAAGCAGUACAACAGCAAUCGCACGAGGCACCGGCUGGAUCAUCGUCAACCGGUGGUCCGAAACAAUCGCAAGCCUAUCACCGAAAAUCUCAAAGCCUUGACGCUUCCGCAAUUAUCGGACAGAUGAAUGGCGCACCAUCAAAGCCAAAAUCACACUCGCAAACCGUACGAGAAAGAUUCAAGUGCAUCGUUCCGUAUCCACCGAACAGCGAGUACGAGCUAGAACUGCGUGUCGGAGACAUAGUGCUGGUGCACAAAAAACGUGACAAUGGUUGGUACAAGGGCACACAUCAGCGUUCCGGUAAAACCGGUCUAUUUCCGGCGUCCUUCGUCGAGCCAGACAUCUGAUAUCUGAAACUAGGUACUCGAAAGAAAUUUUAAUUGUUUUAAAUGAAACCGAAUGCAUUGUAUUAUGUAUGCAUUUAAGUAGACCCGGUGCUCUAGUAUUAACAAAAGACACCGUUGUUGGCUUUGUGUUAAAUUUCAUGAUGAAGAUAAUAACCGUACAUAAUUUAGCAAUACAAUUAAAUAAUUGUAAGCUUCCGAAUGAUAACAAAUAAAUCACUAGAACAACACCUUAAAUUAGGCCAACAAAAGUGCAAAUUUGUACCUAAUUGUUCUCUAUUAGGUCUUUUCAAAGUCUGAUUGAGUAAAUAUAUAGUUAUAUCAUGUUUUUAAAACGUUAUAUUUGUCUCGGUAUACGUGGGCGUCCAAAUUUAUUGUAUUUUAAUAUAGAGAACUGUACUGUACAAAUUCAACAUGUUCAUUUUGAAUCUAGGCAAUUCGACUAAUAAUUCUCACAGUCUAUUCUUGUGCAUUUACAUAAUCUAAUCGAGCAGGCUACAAAUCUCGUGUGUCUAAAACUUUAAUCGUUUACUCAUUCCAAAUAUUAUCAAACAGUAAAAACACAGAGUUUAAUAUACAAACAAUUUCUUAAUAUACUACUCCAAUCAUGAAUGUUGUGUUAAACUGCAAAUAUUUGAAACCAAUAGUGAAAGCAAAACUAUCCAUAUAGCAAAUUUUUAAGCAACAGUAUAAGCAUACGUAACGUGUUUCAUGUACAUCAAUAAAUAGUAAUAGCGCAAAUCUAUAUUUCAAAUCAUGAUGCAAACCUACAUAUAUUUGUCUGUCAACAGCAACACUAAUUCUAGAAAAAUGUUUUAGUUUCUCUGCGGUAGAAAGAAUAUCGCAAAGUAUUCAGCGGUAAAAGAGAAUCGUGCAAAAUCCGAAGAAGAUAUAAAACCAAGCGAUCCACUAUUUAUGCAAACUGCUAGCAUAUAUGUUUUUAUUUUGGAAAACAUUAGAAUGUUUAAUUAUUCGUUGAUUUUGGUGAAACGAAAAACCGAAAAAUACUUAGUUUAAAGAAAACAUGUCAUGCAAUACUUUAACAAGAGGUAUGAACAAAAACAGAAUAAUUCUGAAUAGGACAGAGAGCAAAAUCAACCAGCAGGCACAAGUCUUCUCGGGACAGGGUAAAUAUAAUUGCCACUAGUAAAUCGUUAUUUGAAACACACAAAAACAGAUGCCUUCUAUGGAUGGGAUAAAAAAACUAAAUAGUCUGAACGGUAGAGACAUUUUUGUGCCUCUGGAGAAAUUUGCGGAUGGCGUCAGGCAAUCACUUUUGCAACGUGUCGCCAUAAAAUGGUUCUGAGCUUGUUGCAAACCUGAUGCCAUCUGAAAUUUUCGAUAGAGCAUUUUUGGCAGUUGAAAUUAUAAACGAUGUGAAACAGGUAUACUCGUACUUUAA
Molecule: messenger RNA, 4645 nt
Organism: Sabethes cyaneus
Lineage: Eukaryota; Metazoa; Arthropoda; Insecta; Diptera; Culicidae
Gene: POSH
Product: E3 ubiquitin-protein ligase SH3RF1
Exons: 10
Coding region: 616-3246 (876 amino acids)
Molecular function (GO): metal ion binding; protein binding
Source: RefSeq, a predicted model, not a curated record